Messenger RNA from Triplophysa rosa, 465 nucleotides. Its product is annotated as mucin-13. NCBI's taxonomy places the organism in Eukaryota, Metazoa, Chordata, Actinopteri, Cypriniformes, Nemacheilidae. The transcript has 4 exons. The record is from RefSeq and is a predicted model, not a curated record. Bases 1 to 465 code for a protein of 154 amino acids.
AUGGACCGUAUCCUCCGACCCCAUGCGACAUAUGCCGCUGCCUACCUGGACGAUAUUAUUAUCCAUAGCAACGAUUGGCAGCGGCAUAUCGAGCAUCUGAGAGCGGUCCUGAGGUCGCUGAGGGAGGCUGGGCUCACGGCUAAUCCGAAGAAGUGUGCGAUUGGGCGGGUGGAGGUCAACACCACUAGUUCGCCCACAGAUGGGAGCAGCCAACCUGCCCACACCACCACAAGUGUGCCCCCAGGAGGCAGCAGCCAACCUACCCACACCACCACAAGUGUGCCCCCAGGAGGCAGCAGCCAACCUACCCACACCACCACAAGUGUGCCCCCAGGAGGCAGCAGCCAACCUGCCUACACCACCACAAGCGGGCCCACAGCAACCCCAGUAGAGGACUUCUAUAUGGACUCAUCAGAAUCUGACAUUGAAGAAGUAACCCUGGCCUCUCCACUGGUGGUGCGAUAG